AUGGCAGACGAAGAGGACUAUACAAAUCUCCCCGUCGAGGAAAAAAUCGUCCAUAAAGUAUGGAAGGUCAGACAAGACGGCUACACCGCGCUUAAUGAUCAAUUUACCAAAUCGAGAGGUCCAGACGACUCCUGUUUUUCCAUAUUCAGCCAGAAGCCCGAACUCGUCAAACAAAUCGUGACCGACUCCAAUGUUGUGGCACAAGAAGCUGCUCUACAGGCAGUCUGUCUGUUUUUUGAAUUUGGCGGUAACGGGAAUAAUGCUGCUAAAUUGAGGAACGCUGGUCUUAUAACUAGUCUAUGUGAGAAGGGUCUUUCUUCAAACAGAGCAGGUACGAAAGCAAAGGCUGUGGACGCUCUUUUGUGGAUAGUGGAGCUCACCAAUAGCGGAGACGCUGUCAUUGAACAAAUUGUGCCGUUUUUUGACAACAGACUUCCCAAACUCGUGGCUGCUUCUGUGAAUGCAGUGUACUCAAUAAUCGAACAGUUUGGCUGCCAGGUGGCGUCUCCAAAGCCUGUUAUUCCAAAACUCGCAAAGCUUUUCUCUCAUGCUGAUAAAAACGUCCGUGCUCAAGCAACUACACUCACAGUCGAAAUCUACAAGUGGAUGGGACAAGGUCUCACGCUGGUGCUCAUGGACAGCUUAAGACCGGUGCAACAGAAGGACCUCCAGGCUGAUUUUGAAAAGGUUGUAGGAGACAAACCCACACAAAAGCGUCUUACGAAGAAGCAACAAGAAGAGUUGGCUCAGCAGAGUAAGAACGAGAAUGAGGACGUUGAUAUGGAUGCAGAAAACACACCGGAGAACGGGGCAGCGCCAGCUGAGGAGUUUGAUCCAUUCCUGAUGUUGGAGCCAGUGGAGGUACUCCUGAAACUACCGCUGAACUUGCACAGCUCAAUGGCUUCCGCUAAGUGGAAGGACCGUAAGGAAGCCCUUGACGAAGUUCAUGCUGUUCUUUCCAAGGCCCCAAAACUCGCCAACGACGACUAUACUGACUUGGUUCGUAUUUUUGCCAAGUGUAUGAAAGACGCCAACAUCCAGGUGGUUCAGCUAGCUGCUAACGGAAUUGAAUUCUUGUCCAAGGGUCUCAAGGAGGGUUUCCACAAGUAUCAACAUUUAGUUGUGGGACCAAUGAUCGACAGGAACAAAGAGAGGAAACCAGCAGUGACAGAGGCGCUAGGUAACGCACUUGACUCCAUCUACCAAUCGUCUUCUUUAGGCGACGUCCUUGACGAAACGCUCAAUGGUAUGAAGCACAGAACACCCCAAGUCAAGAUUUCGGCAACCGACUACCUACGUCGUUGUUUGGCCAAUGCCACUGUUCCUCCAAAACGCUCACAAAUUGAUGCCAUAAUGGAAGUCGGUGUGAAACUUCUAAGUGAGUCUCAGGAGACUAUAAGACAGGCUGCUACAGACAUGAUAGGUACAUUGAUGAAGAUCACCGGAGAAAGAGAGCUUCAGGGAUUUUUGGAGAAAGUGGACGAGAACAGAUUGGCCAAGGUCAAAGCUGCUCACGAUAAGGCAGAGGUCAAAACCACAGCUAGUGCUGCCCUGCCACAACGGAAACAGCCUCAGCAGCCAUCACGUUUGGCUACAAGCUCUACCAGUAAGAUUUCUCUGGUCCCACCUCUCCGAAAGCCUACUUCAUCUCAAGCUAUUCCUUCAAAACGUGGUGCUACGUCUCCUGCCAAAAAGCCCGAGACAACGAAGCUCCCGUCUUCUGUGAGAAGUCUCACCGGUCGUCUGUUGGUGUCGUCUUCAACAAGACCAACCCCCAGUGCACCAGAGCCUGUUCAAAAGGGGCCUUCAAUCGACGCCGAACAGCUCCGUGAGCUUGGAUCUCUCAGGAAGGAGAAACAGGAGCUUUUGGCUCACACAAAGAGGCUUGUUGAGUCACAAAGCCAAUGGGAGAGAGAGAGGGAGCAGUGUUACGAGCAGAUGAGACAGCUUCAGGCUCAGCUUGAGACUCUUCAGGACGACAAUGCCGCCAAACGUCAGGAGGUGAUUGACAAGGACGCUGAGAUCCUUCAUCACAAGAACGAAGCAGGAAAUGCUAAGCUAAAGAUCCUCAGUAUGGAACAGGUUAUUGCCAUGUUGAAGCUCAACCCAACUGGCAACCCAGACUCGUUGAUUGAAGAGAGGAGAUCCGACCCACCACAGCCAUUAUUCUCGCCCACAAGAACGGUAGAGCUUCAGGGCGAGGAGUCAAGAGGCACUAAUAAUGAGCUUAGCUCCCGUGUGGACCGUCUUUCUAUUGAUGGACAUAAUGCUUCAGGUUUCCAAGAACCAAAACAAAACUACCCUAGUCCGAAAAAGGCCGAGCUCACGCGUCAUACAAGCAGUUACAGCACCUCCAGUUCCAAGGAGAAUGUUUCUGAAGAAGACAACUGGAAGAAGGCCGCUGAAGUCACUGCUCAGUUGAAGGCUAGAAUUGAGAAGAUGAAGCAGAGAAACAGACUCUCCUUAAACAGGCCUUAG
Molecule: messenger RNA, 2478 nt
Organism: Candidozyma pseudohaemuli
Lineage: Eukaryota; Fungi; Ascomycota; Pichiomycetes; Serinales; Metschnikowiaceae
Exons: 1
Coding region: 1-2478 (825 amino acids)
Biological process (GO): establishment or maintenance of microtubule cytoskeleton polarity; microtubule polymerization; mitotic spindle organization
Cellular component (GO): spindle pole body; kinetochore; spindle pole
Molecular function (GO): microtubule plus-end binding; microtubule plus end polymerase activity
Source: RefSeq, a predicted model, not a curated record